AUGAAGACCACUCAGUUCGCAGUCCUCCUCACCGGUGUCCUUGCCACCGUUGCCAUGGCCAACCCCGUUGCAGGCCCUGAGCCGAACCGGUUCGAGGUGGCUCCCCGCGCCAAGUACACCGUUAAGUGCGAUGGGGGUUUGAGCCCCGACGCUCGUUGCACCAACGGGAAGAAGAAAGAUGGCUGCCGAUGUGACAGCAAGGGAACUUACCUUUGUGACCCUUCAAGUCUCUCGAAGUCUCUCGAAGAAGGGCGGCCAGUGUGCCAAGUGUGGCUGCCAUGCGUCGUAGUGAGUAUUGUUUCUGUGUUACCCAGUGCCUCGACGGCUUGA
Molecule: messenger RNA, 330 nt
Organism: Penicillium mononematosum
Lineage: Eukaryota; Fungi; Ascomycota; Eurotiomycetes; Eurotiales; Aspergillaceae
Exons: 1
Coding region: 1-330 (109 amino acids)
Source: RefSeq, a predicted model, not a curated record